GGCCCCGCGUGCAGCGCCCGGCGCAGGCCCAGGCCAGGCCCAGGCCCAGGCCCAGGCCCCGGUGCGGCGCGAUGGGGCGGCCGCGGGGCUCCGGGGCACCGCGCUCGGCCCGGCGGCUGCGGCUGCCGCUGCCGCUGCCCUGCGCUGCCGCUGCCGCCCUCGGCCUGGCCGCCCUCGGCCUGGGGCUGGCGCUCGGCGCCUGGGCCCGGGGGGCUGCGCCCGCCCCGCAGGCGCUGCUGCAGGGGGGGGCGUCGGCGCUGGAGCCCCCCGGGCUCCUGCCCUGCGGCCUGAGCCAGGAGCAGCCGCGGCACCGGCGCGCCGCGCCCCGGAAGAGGCCCCGAAGCCGCAAAGCUGCCGCCGCCCCGGCCUGGGCCGCCCACUACGAAGUUCAGGCCGGAGCGUCGCGGGACGGGAUCCUGGCAGAGGCGGACGGGACGAUCCGGGGCUGGGCCGAGUCGCGGCUCAACGCGACGUCGCCGCUGAGCUACGACCCGGCGAGCGGCGGCUUCCGCGUGGCCCGGCCGGGCCUCUACUACCUCUACAGCCAGGUGCGCCGGACGCCUGGGCCCCCGGACGCCUGGGCCCCUUGGACGCCUGGGCCCCUCGGACGCCUGGGCCCUGGGAGGGGCGGGAGGGGGGGGGCUGCACCCGGCCAGGCCUCUACUACCUCUACAGCCAGGUGCGCCGGACGCCUGGGCCCCCCGGACGCCUGGGCCCCCCCGAACGCCUGGGCCCCUCGGACGCCUGGGCCCCAUGGGGGGUGGGGGGGGGCUGCACCUGGCCGGGCCUCUACUACCUCUACAGCCAGGUGCGCCGGACGCCUGGGCCCCCCCGGACGCCUGGGCCCCCCCGAACGCCUGGGCCCUGGGAGGGGCGGGAGGGGGGGGCUGCACCCGGCCAGGCCUCUACUACCUCUACAGCCAGGUGCGCCGGACGCCUGGGCCCCCCCGGACGCCUGGGCCCCUCGGACGCCUGGGCCCCAUGGGGGGUGGGGGUGGGGCUGCACCUGGCCGGGCCUCUACUACCUCUACAGCCAGGCGCACUUCGACGAGGCGGGCACGGCCUACCUGAAGCUGGAGGUGGCGGUGGGGGGGGCGCUGGCGCUGCGGUGCCUGGAGCAGCUGCCGCCGCCGCGGCCCGGGGACGCCGGGGCCCCUCUGCGCGGCUGCCGCCUGGGGGGGCUGCUGGCGCUGCCGCCCGCCGCCCCCCUGGCCCUGCGCACGCUGCCCCGCGUCCGCCUCAAGCCCGAGCCCUACCUCACCUACUUCGGCCUCUUCCAGCAGUUGAAGGGACAGGUUAGAGGCAGGGGGAGGCCGGCCCGGACGCCUGGGCCCCCGGGAGUGACGCAGGGGGUCCUGGCCGCCUGGGCCCCCGGGAGUGACACGGGGUCCCGAACGCCUGGGCCCAUGGGGGCGGGGGGGCGGUGGCUGGCGGGGGGGGCGGCCCUGGGGGCCCUGCUCUGCCUGGCGGCGGUGCUGGAGCAGCGGCGGGAGCUGGGGGAGCUGCGGGCGCAGCUGGAGGCCCUGCGCGGGCGGCUGCAGGACCCCUGGAGCGGCCGCGACCGCCGGGCGCUGGGGACCCCCCCGGCGAGACCCCAGAGGUCCCGCACCCGGGCCGUGCUGCACCUCGUCCCCAACAGCCGCUUCAGCAUCGGCGAGGGGGACGUGACGGAGGUGGCCUGGGAGCCGGUGCUGCGCCGGGGCCGGGCGCUGGAGCCCGCCGGGCCGCUGGUGGCCGUGCGGCGCCCCGGCCUCUACCUCGUCUACAGCCAGGUGCUGUUCACGGACCCCACGUUCACCAUGGGGCAGGUGCUGGUGCGGGGGGGGCGCCGGGGCCCCCCCCAGCCGCUGCUCCGCUGCGUGCGCAGCAUGGCCGCCCCCCCCCGCGCCCACGCCUCCUGCUACACCGCCGGCGUGUUCCGGCUGCGCAGCGGCGACCGCCUGCGCCUGCGAGUGCCGCGGGCCAACGCCUCCUUCGACCUCAGCGCCCACGGCACCUUCCUGGGCAUCGUCCGCCUCUAGCGCCGGCCCCCGCGCCCGGGAGGCGAGGGGCCCCGGCGUCCGGGCGAGGAAGGGCCCCGGCGUCCGGGCUGCGAGGGGCCCCGGCGUCCAGGUGGCAAAGGGCCCUGGUGUCCGGGGACCCCGGUGUCCGGGCUGCGAGGGGCCCCGGCG
This is a messenger RNA of Dromaius novaehollandiae (emu), 2171 nucleotides long. RefSeq names its product collagen alpha-1(I) chain-like. Gene Ontology annotation, molecular function: tumor necrosis factor receptor binding; receptor ligand activity. Gene Ontology annotation, cellular component: membrane. NCBI's taxonomy places the organism in Eukaryota, Metazoa, Chordata, Aves, Casuariiformes, Dromaiidae. The record is from RefSeq and is a predicted model, not a curated record. Gene Ontology annotation, biological process: immune response.